AGUGCAGCGAUUUUUUAUUUUUUAUUUGGCCUCUCCUAGGGUCAUUCAAACACACCCUAUAUUAGUUUGAAUCUACAGUCUAUUUGCUUUUCUCAUUCUGGUCAUUGUUCUUCUAAAUCCACCUUGAGAAAUAGUGUUUUUUUUUUUUUUUUUCUUUUCUUUUCUUUUCUUUUUCUUUUCAUCCUUAUUUUGCUUACUCUCACUUCUUCAUGCAUACAUCUUCUCUUUCAUUUAGUUUUAGUUGAUUUCCUUUCAUAUCAGCAGUAGAAUGAGUGACUAGUUUUAAUAUCCCUGCUUUAUUAUUAUUUUUUUCGGCAAUUGGAAAGGAAAAGUAGCACUUGUUGCUUUAUUACUUCUUUUUCAACCUUUUGAAUGCAGUGACAUUUUUUCCCCUUUUUUGCCUCUACAUUUAAUGCAUUCAAAUGUGAAACCUGUGAAUCUUGUGCUCUUGCAUUCAUUAUUUCUAAGAUGGAUCAUUUAUUUUCAUUUAAGCCCCAAUGAUGCUGGUUUUUGCUGUGGCUGGUUGCUCAUUUUAGUUCUUGAGGUUUUAUUUAUCUGUUUCCUUAUUCAGAUCUGAUGUCUUCUACCUAACUUGCAAUUCUUUCUGCAUGGUGUUUUAUUGGUGUCGUGCUGUACUUUUUUUUUUUUUGGAUAUCAUAUGUUUGAUUCAUUUAUUUGUCUGAUAAUUGCACUGCUAAAUGAAUCGUCCGUAAUUAGCAUUUACAAGGUCUUGAAAGCAAUAUAUUGUUGGGAGGCUUAUUGGAUCAAUUCUCAGGAAACUGUCCUUCCAGUGACCCCCCUUGCUGACUCUGAAACAGGGGUCCGGGAUUGGUAGGACAGGUGUUCCCUCAUAAACCAUGUUUCAUAUUUGAUUUUUACUAUAUCUCCAGGGGCAACUUCUGAUGAUUUUUCAAGUAAUAUGAUUGCUUCAUUAUUAUGAUUUUGGAAUUUUUUGCGAGUCCUUAUAAAUCCCGAUGAUCUUGUUAUACAUCCACUGCGGUAUCAUCCUUAUAAGACAAGCUGAAGCCUUUCUUCAAGCAAACCCAAUACCUGAGGCCAUAAGUUGUAACAUUUUACUUCCUAAGUUUUUUUUUUUUUUUUUUUUUUUGGUACCAUGUGUUAUGUUAUUCAAAUUUGGUACCAUUUGAAAUUUUAGAGGGGCUUGUCGACUUGCUCCCCAUCAAUGGUUCACUCCUUGCAGCACCUUUCAUAUGCAUGUUGCCUAAUUUUACAUGCUUCUUUGGCAAAUGCUCACCAUCCACUUCAUUUUGAUGUUUGGUCGAAUCUUUCCUUCUUUGUUUCUUUGGUGGAUCUUUAGGAGAGGAGACAUGUUCAUUUCUAGCAAUCACAAAAAGAUCAUACUUAAGACAAUUAAUAAAAAGUCAUUUCUCAUCUUUUGCCUGCAGAACUAAUGGCGAAGGAAAGACAUCAUUUUUAAGUUGAAUGAUGAAGGUUGAAAAAGAUCGAGAAAGGCCAUUGCAACUUGCAAGAGCUUCAAGAAAAAAGGGGUGUCAGAUCCCCCAGUGUCGGUCACUGCCAAACCAAUCGAUUCAUCUGUUCCAAGAAGCUCCCGAUCCCUUCCGAAGGCUCCAUCUUCUCAAACCACUUCUAGAGCAUCAGAUUCUGCAAUUCCUGUUACACCAUCGAAAGGAGAUGCGCCUAGAGCAUUUCCUCUUCAGUUUGGGACCAUAAGUCCAGGGUUCAUGAAUGGGAUGCAGCUAUUUAUUGAUCAUAUCUAUUUGUGCAUCAGACAGUCAUUUAUGAUUGCUUAUUGUUCUAUGAGGUUCUUGCCUUUUAAUUCAAUUAGUUGGAAAAAUGC
Messenger RNA from Magnolia sinica, 1819 nucleotides. RefSeq lists its product as uncharacterized. The transcript has 4 exons. The record is from RefSeq and is a predicted model, not a curated record. Lineage: Eukaryota; Viridiplantae; Streptophyta; Magnoliopsida; Magnoliales; Magnoliaceae. Bases 1444 to 1692 code for a protein of 82 amino acids.